AUGGACAACUCACCUCUGCCACCACGACCGAUACACAUAGACUCGAAAAUGCAGAAAGGGCAACGCGUAGGAGAUAAAGUACCAGUCGAUGACACCAAUAAAGCCAGAGCACCAGCUGUACCUCGUGGAAAGUUCAAAGAAAAAUUUCAAGUUUUGAGAGAACGCUUUGAUCAAGUUGUAGGGGAACGCGAGGUACUUGAGAGAGAUCUUGAGCUUGCGAAUGCACGCAUGCGGAAGCUUCAGGCUGAGAAUGACUUGCUUCUUGAUGCCAUCAAUCUUACAGUUCCAGCAACCCCUUCCCUCAUGCAUCUCACCCGCCCCUCUCCGACAAUAUAUCCACACCCCGCAGCACCUCCAAUGGCACUGCCCCCAUCUCACCACAUGAACGGGCAUAGCGUUAGUGUUUCCCAUGUUAACGGGAGGUAUCGUCCAGUCGAUCCACGUGACAUCACACCUUCAGAGCGGGGUCGUGAUUAUCGGGAUAUUCCUCCUGAAACUACAGGGAACGGGCGCUUGUGA
This is a messenger RNA of Suillus bovinus, 519 nucleotides long. RefSeq lists its product as uncharacterized. NCBI's taxonomy places the organism in Eukaryota, Fungi, Basidiomycota, Agaricomycetes, Boletales, Suillaceae. The transcript has 6 exons. Bases 1 to 519 code for a protein of 172 amino acids. The record is from RefSeq and is a predicted model, not a curated record.